Molecule: messenger RNA, 1936 nt
Organism: Cyanistes caeruleus (blue tit)
Lineage: Eukaryota; Metazoa; Chordata; Aves; Passeriformes; Paridae
Gene: ACAD9
Product: acyl-CoA dehydrogenase family member 9
Molecular function (GO): acyl-CoA dehydrogenase activity; flavin adenine dinucleotide binding
Source: RefSeq, a predicted model, not a curated record
CCAAGGAGCUGUUCCUCGGCACCCUGCGCAAGGAAGAAGUUUUUCCUUACCCAGAAAUUAGUAAUGAAGAACUGGCAGAGAUCAACCAGUUUGUGGGACCUGUCGAAAAGUUCUUCAAUGAAGAAGUAGACUCAAAGAAAAUCGAUCAAGAUGCAAAAAUCCCCUCUGAAACCUUACAAGGACUGAAGGACCUGGGUCUCUUUGGCAUGCAGAUUCCAGAGGAAUAUGGUGGGCUAGGCCUGUCAAACACCAUGUAUGCACGUUUGGGAGAAAUCACAUCCCUGGAUGGCUCCAUUGCAGUGACCCUGGCAGCUCAUCAGGCCAUUGGGCUGAAGGGGAUCCUCAUUGCUGGCACUGAGAAGCAGAAGGCCAAGUACCUGCCCCGCCUGGCCUCGGGGGAGCACAUUGCUGCCUUCUGCCUCACCGAGCCUGGCAGUGGGAGUGAUGCUGCAUCCAUCCAGACAAGAGCAACCCUGUGUGAAGAUGGGAAACACUUCCUGUUAAAUGGCUCCAAGGUCUGGAUCUCCAAUGGUGGCCUGGCAAGUAUUUUUACAGUGUUUGCCAGGACAGAGGUUGUGGACAAGGAUGGGCAGGUGAAGGAUAAAAUCACUGCUUUCAUCGUGGAGCGGGACUUUGGGGGUGUCACCCAUGGGAAGCCCGAGGAUAAAUUAGGCAUUCGAGGCUCCAACACCUGUGAAGUACAUUUUGAGAACACCAAAGUGCCUAUAGAGAAUGUAAUUGGAGAAGUUGGAGGGGGAUUUAAGGUUGCCAUGAAUAUCCUCAACAGUGGAAGAUUUAGCAUGGGCAGUGCAUCUGCUGGAAUGAUUAAGAAGUUGAUAGAACUGACAUCAGAGUAUGCUUGUACCAGGAAACAAUUCAAUAAGAAACUCAGCCAAUUUGGAUUAAUUCAGGAGAAAUUUUGUUUAAUGGCUGUCAAAGCCUAUGUGAUGGAGAGCAUGGCUUACCUGACUGCAGGGAUGAUGGACAGGCCAGGCUUCCCUGACUGCUCCGUGGAGGCUGCCAUGGUCAAGGUGUUCAGCUCUGAAGGGGCCUGGGCAUGUGUGAGUGAGGCUCUGCAGAUCCUUGGAGGCCUUGGCUACAUGAAGGAUUAUCCCUAUGAGCGCUACCUAAGGGACACCAGGAUCCUGCUCAUCUUCGAGGGAACCAAUGAAAUUCUGAGAAUGUACAUUGCACUGACAGGGAUGCAGCAUGCAGGGAAGAUCUUAACUGACAAAAUUAAUGCAAUCAAGAAAGGAAACAUGGGAGUGGCCCUGGGGGAGUUCCUGACCAGGUUACAGGACACCCUGGGCAGGAAGGUGGAUCUGGGGCUUGUAGGUGACCGUGGGGUGGUGCAUCCCAGCCUCCAGGAGAGUGCCAAGAAACUUGAAGAAAACGUUUAUUAUUUUGGAACUACAGUCAGGGGCCUGCUAAGUAGGUUUGGCAAGACAAUAGUGGAGGAGCAGCUGGUGCUGAAGAGAGUUGCAGAUGUGGUGAUUAAUUUGUAUGCAAUGACUGCAGCCAUUUCCCGGGCGAGCCGCUCCAUCAGCAUUGGGCUCAGGAACCAUGACCACGAGGUGCUUCUUACAAAUAUCUUCUGCACAGAAGCCUAUUUCAGGAAUAAUUAUGCCAUGGCUCAAUUAGAAAAAUAUGCCGAUGAAAACUUGGAUGAUUCCAUUAAAAAGGCUGCAAAGCAGAUCCUGGAGAAGAGGGCAUACAUCUGCUCCCACCCCCUGGACAGGACCUUCUGAUGCCUCUCUAACAGCAGGUACUGAUGAAUGUAAAUCAGGGAGGAAUUCUCUGCAGUUCCAGUAUUUGACACCUUAAAAACAUCUGCUAUUUAAUGUCUUUACUAAAUGUAACUGUAUAAAAUAAAACUUCUUUCUAACUACAACUUCAUAUGAAAAAGAUAAAUAAAGAUAUUUUAUUUAAAGCUGAA